Sclerotinia sclerotiorum 1980 UF-70 is the source of this 123-nucleotide messenger RNA. RefSeq lists its product with no specific name. The record is from RefSeq and is a predicted model, not a curated record. The transcript has 3 exons. Lineage: Eukaryota; Fungi; Ascomycota; Leotiomycetes; Helotiales; Sclerotiniaceae. Bases 1 to 123 code for a protein of 40 amino acids.
AUGGAAUGUCACCCGUUAAAAAACCCAGAUCGUCAGGUUGGAAGUUCUACUGAAGACAACGCCCCAGCUGCUUACAGGUUCCAAACGAUGGGAUUUAACAAAGCUCAAUGGGACGUUGAUUGA